CCGAAGCCGCGCAGGCCGCUGCCGACCCCGGGAGCGCAACCACCUGCUCAGCGGCCCAAUACGCCGGUGACGGCAGUAUCGUCGGGCGUACCCCCAUCAUCUUUCUAUGGCGAAAAGCAGUCAGCGGGCCCUCCCCCCCUCCCAUCGCGCCCCAAGAACGUCGGGUCGAGUACCACCGUCUUCUCACCACCCGUGAACUCCCCACCACCCGCGUACAGUACACCACCCUUCCGCGAGCCCGAGCUGGUGCCGGACAAUGAUGAGCUUCCACCCGACCAGUGGAACCUCUCUGCUGCGGCUGCUGCUGCUGGUCCGAACCCUUGGGAGGAGUCCUGGGGAGGAGGUGGAAGCAGCUGGGAUACCACACCGAACUGGGGCGGCCCCACGACGUACGAGACCGAGGUCAAGCACGCGUCUGUCGUACCCAUCGAUGGUCGCGACUUUGAGGCGGAGAACGAGUGGUGGAACCGCGAGAAGAUGUCGAAGGGAUCGUACCCAGGCCCGGGCAUGCUACCACCCCUCGUAGCAGAGGAGAUGCACUAUCAUGAGCACACACUCUACAGUGUGGCGGCCAACCUACCUCGCACCUUAUCGGAGCCUCAAGAGCCCACCGCAAGCACAUCGAGUCCGCCCCGUCGACCUUCUCCUGCUCCCGACUCGAUGACCGUUUCCUCUGAAGAGGAGGUUCGUAUGGCGGUUCCGCAUCCCAAUGCCUACUAUUGCCCUCGCGAGAACGGCUGGGUUAUUCUACUCUGGAAGAAUUCGUCUGUCGCCCCUCCACUUGCGCGCUCUUUCAAGUCGGAUCACCCACUCCCUCACCAAGAUCGGCGGCGAACGACCACAGACUGCGUCGCAGAGAAGAAAGAGAUGUUCGAGCCGAUGAACAAGACGCACCACUUUCAUCGUUACCAGAACGCGAUCGACUCUCGCAAGCUCACUCCGCCAUUUCUGCGCGACCUAUGGGAGGCCAGCCCCGAGAAGCAGCGCAGGCGCGGUGGGGCUAUACUUCCGGACGGCUUCGACCCGAAGAAGCUCAAAGAAGACGAGUUGGAAGACAGUGACGAGGAAGAGGGCCGGCUCUUCGAUCUGUACAUCUGUUGCCAAUGUCAGUUAUACGUAGUGGCGAGCGGGCUGAUCCCAGGGAUCAUACCUCGCGACACGUGGGCGCAGUUCCUCGAAGACAAGAUGGCAAACCCACCACCUGGCACAUUGCCGAAGCAAUCAGCACACCAGGCCGUGGAGACAAUAUUGCUCGCUAUCGAAAACCAUGUCUUCAAAGGCAAGCAUAAGCCCCUGCGUACAGACGGGACUGCCUUCCAGAAGAAGCUCGGAUAUGGCCCUGCUGUCAAGGAGAUAUUCUCCCUCAUGGGUUUCAACGAGGAAUCGUCGAAGAACGAAAUGCAUCUACGACCUCCCGAGAUCGACUCCAACACUCCGCACGGGAAGAUCAAUCGUCAACGCUUACUUCGCGUUUGGGUCGAGAUCAGCUCUUGGCUAUACAUCUACAGAAAGCUCAAUCGUACGCACCUCCGUGGGCCAGUGGAUGAGGUACUGAUGUUGCAUACAGCCGAAGCACUCGACGGGAAGCGGAAUUAUUCGGUCCACGUUAACCUGGAGGGCGUUCGAGAGAUGUAUCAGACUGCUAUUGGGGCGCACGUUGACCAAAUCCCUCGCAAUCUUCUCAGCCAGAAGAUGGUUCAAGCUUCGGAGACGGAUAUGUUGCCACCCGGGGUCUGGCAGGGCUUGGGCUUGACUUACAGAUCGUACUCACCAGAGCUCCUCGCUUUCGGCUACCUCGCCCAGUGCCGCUGCGAUCCCGCAAAUACCAUGCUCUACUACACCUACCUGGCCACCAUCGUCCAGCUCAUGUCCACCCUCGGCGAAGACGUUCCCCAACAACUACAGGAACUCCUCGCGAUAGAGAACUCCCGCAACCGCUUUACGCAAGCUGACCUCGAGCGCGCCGUCGCGCAGCUGGGCUUCGGUCCGGAAGGUUCACUACGCGUCGACUACGAUAAUGAGAUUGACGACGAGUUCGUCGCCAAUGCGUGGCGUGCGCGCGUUAAGGAGGCCAUGCACGAUACGAUCGACGGCGCAAACAAGCUGAGGGAGGCGAAUGAGGCGUUCAGGAUUGUGGCGGAGGCGCGGGGGAGCGUGGCCCUGCAUGGCAUGUGGGAGUACAGCAAGUCGAUGAUGACGGCGGAUCGGGCGUACAAGCUGCUCGAGAUACCGGAGGAUACGGAGGAUGAGAUGGUGAUCACGGUCUUCAAUAUGCGGCUUGAGGAACGUCCGCAUGAGGUGGAGAAGAUGCGGGAGGCCAUCGUCACGAUCGCAGACGUUCGCGACAGCGAGCGUUUGCGGCAGUUCGCUCGCACCGGUGUUGAUCCGGGCUAUAUACGCGCGCCGAUCCGCCCAGACCUCCCUAGAGGUCUGAACCAGCUCACCAAUACCUGCUAUCUCAACUCCCUCCUGCAGUACUUCUACACCAUCAAGGACUUGCGAGAAGCCGUGCGACCCAUGUUCCAGGCAGAUGCAAAGACGUUGGCGGACGACAAGAUGACGGACGACCAACUGAAGAAGCAUCGCGUUGGCGGUAGACUGGUCACCCGGCGAGAGAUCGUGCGGUCGCGAAAGUUCAUUAGCCAGCUCGCAGCCUUGUUCCACCAGCUCGAGCACGACAACAACCCGGCCAUCACGCCGACGAUCGAACUUGCGAAGCUCGCUUUAGUCACUUCCAAGGACGAAGAGGAAGACGAGGUUGAGCGCGGCGGUACGGCGUCGUCGAACGACACCGACGCUACCCUAGUAGAAGAUUCCGCGUCUCCCGGAGCGCGGUAUGGAAGCCCUGAAGAGGGCACGCGCAGUCCAGGAGGCACCGUACUAGGCAAGCGACCACGCAAGCUGGGUCGGGCAACAACAGCCAGCGCGAUGGACGAGGACACGCCUGUGCGGGAGGAAGAAGGGUAUGUGAUGGUUCCGUCGCCGCCGGUAUCCCCGCGACAUGCACGGAAGACGUCGGAGGUGAAGGACCAGGAUGGCGAUGUCAGCAUGCGGACGGCGACGCCCCACGCAGAGACGAAGUCGACUGCCCUCGAGCAGCCCAUGGCGCCUAUUGUGCCAAGGGAUGACGAGAUGAUGUUCGGUCGCCAGCACGAUGUUGCGGAGUGCAUGGACAACUGCAUGUUUCAGAUCGAGACGGCCUUGUUGCGCUUUGAUGGCUCUGGCGGGCCAGAGUCUUCACAAGACAUCGACAAGACGAGUGUGGUCAAGCGCCUCUUUUACGGCAAGCUACGCCAGCGAAUCGUGGCAUCACCAGAGAACGCAUCCUCCCGAAGCUCCAUACACGAGAAGGAAGAUCUGUUCUCGCAUUUGCCUUUGAACGUGACAGAGGACGGCACGGACAUUUACGACGGCCUCAGUGGAUACUUCUACGACACGGUCGAGUUCGAAGGCAAGAAGAGUCGCAUGGAGGUUGAGCUUGUGGAUGUCCCGCCGUUGCUGCAAGUACAACUCCAGCGUGUACAAUUUAACCGCGAGACACUUCAGCCGUAUAAGAACCAGGCUUAUGUCAAGUUCCACGAGACGAUCUACUUGGACCGUUACCUAGACGGUGGCGAUCCGCAGAAGAAGAUGAGGUCCAAGGCGAUACAGCAUGAGCUCACGUCCUGUCGGGAUCGAUGGCGGUUGCUCAAGCAAGGAAAGGGUGGCGCACCAUACUACAACACCCUCGGCUCGACCAUCAGCUUCCUCUCGCGCCAAGAGGCUAUUGAGCUUCCAGAAGCCGAUGCCCAGCUCAUCAAUGCACUUCGCGCUGAGCAGGAAUUCGUCCAGCUAGAAAUGGACAGCCUGCAGAAGAAGAUCGUUGCGCUCAAGACCGAGCUCGAGGCGCUGUGGGCGGACGACCACGAGGUCGCGUACGAGCUCACGAGCGUGUUCAUUCACCGCGGAAACAGCCCGUCGUGGGGUCACUACUUCUUCUAUUCGCGGAACUUGCCUGGGCAGCCUGAGCAGUGGUUCAAGUACAACGACUCGGACGUCACCGUGGUGGACAAGAGCGAGGUGUUCGCGGAUACAACGGGAGAUACGGCGAAUCCGUACUUGCUCGUCUUCGCUCGGAAGGGUGCCGAGGUCGUCGAUACCGUCAAGCGCGCGGUAUAAUAGAAUCGUUCGACUAUAUGAACUAUCUUGACCAGCGCGCCAUAGUCGCCGGCCGAUUUGUAGAAUCUCUGAUCAUCUGGGACUGACCAUCAUGCGCAUUGUACUUUAUUCAACAUGCUUCCAAGCGUCUGUAGUAUCCUUAUUUAUUCUCGAUUUCUCGUGUUCCACUU
Molecule: messenger RNA, 4328 nt
Organism: Schizophyllum commune H4-8
Lineage: Eukaryota; Fungi; Basidiomycota; Agaricomycetes; Agaricales; Schizophyllaceae
Product: cysteine proteinase
Exons: 14
Coding region: 478-4158 (1226 amino acids)
Biological process (GO): proteasome-mediated ubiquitin-dependent protein catabolic process; protein deubiquitination; regulation of proteasomal protein catabolic process
Molecular function (GO): cysteine-type deubiquitinase activity; proteasome binding
Source: RefSeq, a predicted model, not a curated record